Messenger RNA from Chiloscyllium plagiosum (whitespotted bambooshark), 1132 nucleotides. The record is from RefSeq and is a predicted model, not a curated record. Lineage: Eukaryota; Metazoa; Chordata; Chondrichthyes; Orectolobiformes; Hemiscylliidae.
GCAGCAGCCACAUCCUCUCCCCUCGUCGGAGAACUCAAGGAGAAUCUCAGAAACUUUCACAAAGUCGAGCAGACCCUGCGGUCAGGGGAAAGCAGCGCUCUCUCUCUCUCUGCCAGAUGUCCUUUGCCCGAGCGAUACAAGACUUUGAGAGAUGGCUGGUUUAACUGAGACAGACUGGGGGUUGGUAGAGGGGGAAGGGAGAGGACGGCUCUGUAAACACUCCACACUUUACAGCGGGAAAAGGGAUUGCAAGCUAAUGAAAGGGAGAUUUCUGUUGGUUCUUAGUUACCAAGGUUUUGCCAGCUUGCCCUUGUGUACCUCUGCUGGAGAGGGAGCUGGUUAUCAGGACAAGGAGCUGGCAGAAUAUGAAAAGCUUGCUGGUCAGGUGGCUCAGACUGCAGAAGAUCUGAUCCGGGAUGGAUUCACAGAAGGUCCCUAUUACAAAUGUCUUGUGGCUGAAGUUCCAGCAGAUCAAGCGUGUCAAGGACACACAGUUGUGGGCUAUGCAUUGUAUUUCUUCAGCUACGUGGACUGGAAGGGCAGGGCGAUGUAUUUAGAAGAUCUCUAUGUGAUGGAAGAGCUUCGAGGUAAAGGAAUCGGGAGUGCGUUACUGCGCAAAGUGGCUGAGGUCGCACGACAGAACAAAUGCUCCCUGUUGAACUUUGUUGUCCUGAAUAAUAACUUUCCAAGCAUUGAAUUCUACCAGGCGAAGGGGGCCGUGGAUCUGACCAAGUCAGAAGGUUGGCAUCUGUUCAGGUUGGAGCAGGAACAGCUGGAAAAGCUAGCAGGAGGAAAGGGGCAGAAUGCCCCAGCCUCUCCCUCUCUGUAAACAGGGAGAACACCGAGAAUUCCCUGUUUGCAAGAAAAAUCCUAGCCUGGCCAUGGAGAAUGGGGAAUCCCUAUGUAAACCAGUCACGCUGCAGUCAUAGCCUCCCGCCAGCAUGUGAUGCUACAGGAGGAUGAUCAUGUGAUCUGCUGCCACCCAGUCAUCUCUCACUGACUAAUUCAAGUGUCCUCUUCGUCUUUUACAUCCACUAUAACCUGUUCAUUGGUGUUACUGACCCCUUAGUGUAGGAUCAAUUGUCCUGCGCACUGUAAUUUUGAAUGAGAUUAAACUUAUUACCUCUUCAAA